Molecule: messenger RNA, 2395 nt
Organism: Cydia splendana
Lineage: Eukaryota; Metazoa; Arthropoda; Insecta; Lepidoptera; Tortricidae
Exons: 1
Coding region: 26-2395 (789 amino acids)
Source: RefSeq, a predicted model, not a curated record
CUCCCGCCCAAACGCGCUUACCAGGAUGAAGGGUAUUGAGCGCAAAAUGGGCAAGGAUCCAGGAUUCGCCGACAGGUACCGUGAAAGGGUCAGUCAUUUGUUAGAAAAUGAUUACGCUAGGGAAAUGACUAACACUGAGGUCACGCCGAAGACUUAUUACUUACCUCAUUUCGGCGUGGACAACCCCAAUAAGAAAAAACUUCGUCUGGUCUUUGAUGCUGCAAGUCAGGUAAGUGGUAGCUCACUGAACGAUUAUUUGCUCACAGGACCUGACCUAUUGUCAUCACUUUUAGGUAUAAUGCUGCGCUUUCGGGAACAUCCAAUUGCAGUAACAGGUGACAUUAGGGACAUGUUCUUGAGGGUCAAGAUCCAGCAAGACGACCAGGACGCACUAAGGUUUCUGUGGAGAAACAACCCCACAGAAAACAUAAGGACGUACGCGAUGACGUCACUCAUUUUUGGCGCAAAUUGUGCUCCAUUCGUCGCGCAAUUUGUUAAAAAUAAAAACGCCCAGCGAUUUGAAUCGUCGUUUCCCGCCGCCGUCGAUGCCAUCGUCAACUCGCACUACAUGGACGACUACAUCGACAGCCUGCCCGACGAGGCGACAGCGAUCGAAAUGGUAAGGAAUGUCAGUGAUAUCCACAGGGCGGGCGGCUUUGAAAUAAGAAACUGGACGAGCAACAGCGUCGCAGUUUUAAACAGCGUGCCAAAGGAGAUCUUAGGUACUGCUGCUGUAAGGUUCAAAGUCGGCCAGCAACAUGAAAGCGAGCGUACCUUGGGUCUCAUUUGGUACCCGGCUGAUGACAUAUUGGGUUUCGAUUUGUCAUUAAAACGUAUACCGAGCGACGUACUUGAAGGUGAGAAUAGGCCUACAAAGCGUGUAAUGCUAAGAGUAAUUAUGUCAAUAUUUGAUGUACUAGGUUUCUUAGCACCCUUCACGAUUCAAGGCCGAAUCAUGCUUCAAGAGGCUUGGCGUUUACAGGUGGAUUGGGAGGAUUACAUUCCAGACCAGAUUUAUCAAAAGUGGCGAAAGUGGAUUGACCUUCUAAAGGUAAUUAAAGAUAUCCGUAUACCUAGGUGGUACUGCACAGCCGCGCGCAAUGCGGUAAGGGACAGCCAAUCGGCGACAGCGUGUGCGAGCGAAAUGCAAGAUUGUGUGGAUAUCGACGCAGAGGUACCUACCUCGCCCCCCGCGACCCACGCGCCUACGCACGGUGCUACGAAAGGCUACGACGGCGUAGCGGCAUCUACAUAUGCUACGACCGCACCGAGUAGUAAGUACUCAUAUUAUAAUAAUUUACAAAUGCAUUUUUUUAGCGAUGCAUCUACUCAGGCGAUGUCAGCUGUGGGCUAUUGGCGCUGGGAGGAUAACGGUACUAUUUGUGUUGCAUUUAUUGCAAGCAAAAGCAGAGUUAUGCCGGUAAAACAGCUGACUAUACCGAAGGCUGAGCUGCAAGCUGCAUUGUUGUCGGCAAGACUAGCCACUGCAAUUGGAAAGGAGCACAAACUGACGCCUAUAAGGCGUUAUUUUUGGUGUGACUCCUCAACUGUGAUACAUUGGAUUCGCAACAAAAAUCGUACGUAUAAGGCCUUUGAAGCAAAUCGUUUGGGGGAGAUUGACGACCUUACCCGCGUUGACGAGUGGCGGUACAUUUCUACGAAACUAAAUGUUGCCGAUUUAGCCACGCGGGACUCGUUUGAUCUAGCCCUACAAAAUGAGUGGUUCAAAGGUCCUUCUUUUUUAUACGCUGACGAAAGUCAAUGGCCUAAAAAUAUUAUACCUACCGGUAACGAGGAGACAAGGGAAUGCGUAGCAGUCGUCCAGGUGCGCGAGGAACCUGCAUGCAUUCCAGUGCCGGACCCACAGCGCUUCUCUUCGUGGCUUCGUCUCACCCGCGCCACGGCCACAGUGCUAAAGUUCAUCUCCAGGUGCAAAGGUCAAGCGGCCGAGAUCGACUGUGCUAUGAUGGAGCGUGCCGAGAUAAUUUUAUUGAAACACGCGCAAAACGAGUCUUUCGGGGAAGACCUAGCCAGAAUUAAGGCGCACGGGGCUUUACAUCGCGCAAGUAAGCUAUUAAAAUUAUCACCCAUUUUAGAUGAACAUAACCUACUUCGCGUGGGCGGGCGCAUUGACGCCGCAUCAGAUGUGCCUCUGGACGUCAAGAGACCCGUAAUCCUGGACGGCCGUCAUCAGGUAGCACGAUUAAUCGUCCGACAUUACCAUGUGAAAGCGGCCCAUGGAAGUCAGGAGAUGGUGGUUAACGAAAUAAAGCAAAGGUAUUGGGUAAUUAAACUUAGACCUACUGUUAAACUCGUGACGUCAAGGUGCAUGUUGUGCAGGAUAAUGAAGAGCAGACCUCAGGUACCUCGCAUGGGAGAUCUGCCGGGUGCCUGA